This is a messenger RNA of Acipenser ruthenus (sterlet), 2258 nucleotides long. Its product is annotated as armadillo repeat-containing protein 6-like. Gene Ontology annotation, molecular function: protein binding. Bases 381 to 1787 code for a protein of 468 amino acids. Lineage: Eukaryota; Metazoa; Chordata; Actinopteri; Acipenseriformes; Acipenseridae. The record is from RefSeq and is a predicted model, not a curated record. The transcript is spliced from 8 exons. Gene Ontology annotation, biological process: hematopoietic progenitor cell differentiation.
UUGAUAAAAAAUAUAUAUAUAUCUUAAACUUUUUGUGAAACAUAUAGAUCUUUGAUACAGACAAUAUAUUUUUUCUUUCAUUAUAUAUUCCAUAACAAUAGUAUGGUGACUUUUUAGCAGUAUAAUAGCAUAUACAUGAAAUAACGUUUGCCAAUGUUUUACUGUAUUUUUUUAAAGGUUUAGACCAGUGCUGCUUAUAACAUCCCAAGGGCAAAAAUCCUACAUCGCAAAAUGAGUACAAGUGAGACAGGAACGAAAGAAUAGCGGAACUACUCUUCAGUUGCAAUUGGCGGCAGCCGGACAGAAAGGUGUGAAUCGCAGUAUCAGUGGCUUUUGUUGGCUGCUCUCAGUGUAGGACGGGCUGGAGGACCGGUCUGGAGAUGGCGAGCAGAAGGAUCACUCAAGAGACGUUCGAUGCCGUGGUGCAGGAAAACAUCUCCGAGUUUGAAAUGGAGCCGGACGAGGCGCUGAAGGAGGCGAUUGAGCAGUUUGAGUCACAAGGGGUGAGCCUUGUUAAUAUAGUGAAGGCAGUCCGGACAGCCUCUUCAGAUGAGAUGAAGGAGGAGCAGACCCAUGAUAUUUUACAGGCCUUAGAGUCUCUACAGACAUUGUUAGACUCCUCGUCCCUGGAUGUGAUGGGGGAACAGCUAGCGCGCUUCACAGAACAGUGCAAGCUAGACUUCUCACACCGCUACCUGGCGGCCCAGAAAGGCGCCUACCCCACGAUCCUCUCGUGCUGCCAGAGGACGGUGGGGGAGCGGGGGCUCCUGCUGAAGGCUCUGGGAGCGCUGGCGGCCCUGACCGACGGGCAGCCGGACCUCCUGGACGCCGACGGGAGGGGGCUGCUGAUCGAGACGCUCCGCGAGAACCGGACCGACCCCUCCGUGACCUCGCUGGCGAUUCGUGUGGCACGCAACUGCUGCCUGAAGCACGAGCAGAACCGGCAGGCCCUUGUGAAGGCUGGGCUGCUGCCCCUGCUGACCGGCGCCAUCGCCAGCCACGGUGCCGAGCCCGAGCUGGUCAGGUUGGCCUGCAGCACGCUCAGGGUUAUGACCUUCGACGAUGACAUCAGGGUCGCCUUCGGACAAGCCCACGAGCACGCCAAGCUGAUCGUGCUGGAGAACGCCGGGCUGAAGGUCAUCAUCGAAGCGGCGAAAGCUCACACAGGCAAUAACAGCGUCCUCAGCGAGCUGUGCGGCACGCUGUCCCGGCUGGCUGUGCGAAACGAGUUCUGCCAGGACAUCGUCGACCUCGGAGGGUUGAAGUUCAUGGCCAACCUCCUCGCGGACAAUCUUGACCAUCAGGAACUUGUGAAGCAGGUUAUGAGCGCCAUCCGAGCCAUCGCAGGAAAUGACGACGUCAAAGACGCCAUCGUCCAGGCAGGAGGGACCGACCUGAUCGUGUUAGCAAUGAACAGACACAUGGGCAACGCGCAGGUUUGUGAGCAGGGGUGUGCAGCCCUGUGCAUGCUCGCUCUGCGUAAACCGGAGAACUGCAAGGCGAUCAUGGAGAACGGGGGCGCGCUGGCAGCACUGCAGGCAAUGAAGGCCCACCCAGGGGAGGUCAAUGUGCAGAAGCAGGCGUGCAUGGUGCUGCGGAACCUGGUGUCUCGGACCAGUGACUACAGCCUGGCCAUCCUGGAGCUGGGUGCAGAGGCGCUGAUCAGCCAGGCCCUGGUGGCUCACCGGGACUGCGGGGACGUGGCCAAGGCUGCUCUGAGAGACCUGGGCUGCAAGGUGGAGCUGCGGGAGCUGUGGACAGGCAAGAAGGGCAGCCUGUCCCAAUGAGCCCCCCAGCCAGCCAGCCCGUCACGUUACUGGGAAAUGCACAAAUACAGUGGAAGGGCUUUUAAAAAAUGUUUUGCCAUUCUCACUCCUUGAGGCAGGUUCGUACUUUAGUCUUGCGACAGUCAUUGAACAGCUGGAGUUGAGCACAGUAAUACUCAACUCCCUUGUAUCUCACACAGUUGCACAACUAGAGAUCAGAAAUCCUCCCUCUUCGACGGUCGCAGGGUUGAAGUAUGAACCGGACUUUACUGCCCCGGCAUCUUGCGUGUGUUCUGCAUAUUGCAGCAUUUCCUGAACUGUUUCGAUAUAUAUGUUAACAGAAUGAGAAAAUGAGGUGAAGCUGCAUUGCAGCAAUACCUAGAUGUGGGGACGCAGCACAAGAGGAACAAUGUUGAUAUUGUGUUAGAAAAAACACAGAGAUUCUGUCUGACACGGAUGGAAGUGUUCUUUUAAUAGAUUUAACACUCUCUU